Messenger RNA from Asparagus officinalis (garden asparagus), 816 nucleotides. Its product is annotated as probable protein S-acyltransferase 16. The record is from RefSeq and is a predicted model, not a curated record. The transcript is spliced from 8 exons. The coding region runs from base 1 to 816 and encodes 271 amino acids. Gene Ontology annotation, molecular function: palmitoyltransferase activity. NCBI's taxonomy places the organism in Eukaryota, Viridiplantae, Streptophyta, Magnoliopsida, Asparagales, Asparagaceae.
AUGAAGGCUUUGACUCUUGUUUACAAAGACCCCAACUUCAUCUCACACAUAAAAGCUUUAUGGAAGUACCUGUUACCGUGCUACUACUGGGGAAUGUGGAACUGCAGAAAUAACCUGAUAUUUAGAGAUAUUCAAGCUAAUCCCUCUCAUAUUGCAUCUAAUAUCGCUAGAUAUACCAUGUUUUGGACAGGGGCUAAAGAUGAUAGGCUUGCAAGGCGGCUUCGAAGGGCAGUUCACAAUCAGAAGUUGCAGGAUAUAGCCAAGGAAAAUAUAGCAGGGGAUAUCAGUGACAACUUCUCAAAGAUACCAGGCUCCGGUGGAGACUUGAGAUAUUGUCAAAAGUUCUCUCAUUAUAAACCUCCUCGUGCGCACCAUUGUCGUGUUUGCAAAAGAUGUGUUCUGAGGAUGGACCAUCACUGUGUCUGGAUAAAUAAUUGUUUUGGGCAUGCAAAUUACAAAGUUUUCUUAGUUUUUGUGUUGUAUGCUGUGAUUGCCUGCAUUCACUCUAUGGUUCUUCUCUUUGGCAGUGUUGUUCAUGAUAUGCACAAGGAUCAACAGCAGAAUGGAGGCUCUUUUAGGACAUCAUAUAUUAUUUGUGGUGUUUUGCUUAUUCCCCCUACAUUGGCGUUAAGUGUUCUUUUGGGUUGGCAUAUCUAUCUGAUCUUGCAUAAUAAGACAACUAUAGAGUAUCAUGAAGGAGUGAGGGCCAUGUGGUUGGCAGAAAAAGUUGGAAAUAUUUAUAGACAUCCAUAUGACCUUGGUGUCUAUGAAAACCUAGUUUCGGAUCAAGGAGGAAGAAACAUGAUGCUUCAAUAA